CAGCCCACCCACAUGUAUUAUUGCAGUCUGUUUGUAGGAUAAAGAAGGUGGUCAGAGAGGAAGAACUCGUCAGUGUCUGUCCAGCCCUGCUGGGGAGACGGCGGAGAGGCACCCCUCGCCAGUGUCAUUCACCAUCAGGCUUCUGGUUUAUAAAUCAGUUGCUUGUGCAGAGGGUCAGUGUGAGUUGGCCCCCAGGCCUGAGUGACUCUGCGUCCUCAGGAGAGCCUGAGUGUGUGACCUGCAAAGCUGAGAUAUCUUUGACAUCUCUUCGUAAACCAGCGGUGAGGCCACCACCUCAUUCACGACUAAUGGAUCUGCUGCUACCCCUGGUACUCUGUACCCUGGCCGUAUGCUGUGGGGCGAGAUCCCCACCUGGGCCCCCACCUCUCUUCCCCCGAGGCUGCAAUGACUCAGAUGUGCUGGCAGCCUCGGACCUCGCCCUGCAGGACAUCAACAGGGACCAAAGAAAAGGCUUUGUGCUGAGUCUCAACCGAGUGAGCAAUGUCUACGAACACAGACAGGGUGAUCUGGGAUCAGUGUUCUAUCUCACUCUGGACGUGUUAGAGACUGACUGCCAUGUGCUCACCAAGAAGCCAUGGAAGGAAUGUGGAGUGAAGUUCCCACAUGAUACAGUUUAUGGUCAAUGCAAAGUGAUAUUUUAUAUUAACCAGCCAAGAAUUGUCUAUACACCUGCUUAUAACUGUACACUUCGCCCAGUUUCUCGAAGAAAGAUUGUCCAUACCUGCCCUGACUGCCCCGGCCCCAUUAAGUUGUCAGAUGCUAGUGUUUUGGAAGCUGCCCUUGAGUCUCUUGCAAAAUACAACAGUGAGAGCACGUCGAAGCGGUAUUCUCUCGUCCAAGUCAUCAAGGCUUCUUUCCAGUGGGUGGUUGGCCCUUCCUACUUUGUGGAAUAUUUAAUCACAGAGUCACCAUGUACCAAAUCUCAGACUGAGUCUGCUGCCAGCAAAUGCCCACUGCAGCUCCCUGAUGCUGAGCCUGUUGGUAUUUGUAAAGGCUCUGUGAUUGGAAGUCCACUGGAAAAGAUUGUCUCAGUGUCCUGCAAAUUCUUUGAAACACAGGUGGAAGAGCCCCAGAAGACAAACACAGCUCCCACCAACCCACCCUCCAAAGCUGUGCCGAAAGGAUCUGUCCAACACCUCCCUGAAUUAGAUGAUGGGAAGCCCAAAGAUUCCCAGGAAGAGGGCCCCGUUGAGGCCUUCCCUCUGCAUCUGGAUCUAACCACGAAUCCUCACGGAGAAACCCUGGACGUCUCCUUCCUCUUCGCGGCACCUGGGGAGAAGAAGGUGUUUGUCUUCCCCUUCCCCAAACAAAAGCGACGCUCUGCUGAGUGCCCUGGACCAGCCCAGGAGGACAACCCUUGGGUUCUCCCACCAUGAAGACCACAUAGAAGAUUGCAUGGGGAUGCAGUGCCCUGCAGGAAAUGAGAGGUGGUGGGGAAGGGGGAGAGACAGACAUAGAGUUCAAAUGUAAAGAGUAGCUAAUAAAGUGUAUCUUCUUGGC
Molecule: messenger RNA, 1521 nt
Organism: Equus caballus (horse)
Lineage: Eukaryota; Metazoa; Chordata; Mammalia; Perissodactyla; Equidae
Gene: FETUB
Product: fetuin B
Biological process (GO): negative regulation of endopeptidase activity; binding of sperm to zona pellucida
Cellular component (GO): extracellular region
Molecular function (GO): cysteine-type endopeptidase inhibitor activity; metalloendopeptidase inhibitor activity
Source: RefSeq, a predicted model, not a curated record